UUGUUAGAUUGCACUGAUUUGUCCAAACCACAAAAUGACAUCAACUGUGGGCAGUGUUUUUCAUCUAGCUUUUGUAUAAAGAGCUGCUUAAACAAAAACAUAAAUAUAGGCUUAACAGCUGCAAGCAGAACCCAGAUUUCGCAAGUGUUUGCAGGCUUGCGAAGGAGGAGAGAAAGAUCAGAAUUUGUAUUCCAAUCUAUCUUACUGAGAAAGAUAGCUACACUGGUGAAAAUCUGACCCAUUGCAAGAGGUUUUUUUUGGCCACAUUUGAAGAUAACAUAUCUCCAGAGGGACGCAGAACCUAUCACAGCAUUGUAUUCUAAACAUGACUUCAAAUGGAAUUCAAACACUAUUGCUCUUCGUGUUGAUGUGUGGAGUGUCUGCAGGUCCUCUGGAAAGAAAUGACUGUGUACUUGCACCAGUGGACAAAUCGCAUCCAGUUAAGACAUUGCUGGAGAGCUUUACUGUGUUAUCAGGCUGCGCAAGUGGAGGAACAACAGGGCUUCCUCAAGAGGUGCACAUUAUCAAUUUAAAAAGCACUGGAAAAGAGCCCAGUCAACACGGCAAAGGCAAAAAUGUUGGAGUUCAUGCCGACCGUAAAGAUGAGGUGACACUGAAUUUAAGACCCAUUUUCUCCAUUGACGUCCAUCAAAAGCCUUUGGUAUUUGUGCUGAAUUCCCCAAGACCUGUGGUUUGGAUUAUAAAGGCAAAGCAAUUGGCACCAGGAGUACAACGUUUGUUCCAUGUGUCUACGAAUUCUACAGUUCAGUUUCCAUCAGCAAACUUUACCUCAUCAAAAUCAUUGGAAGAGCAUUCACUGCCUCAAGGUAGUAAACACUUACUGCAGUGGACCCAGAGAAAAUAUGGGUCCGUAACAUCUUUUACUGAACUGAAUAAGGUGAAUAAUAUUUACAUCAAAGUGGGUGAAGAUCCUGCAUUGUCACCGACGUGCAUAAUAAAGAAAAACUUUCUGUCUCAGAAUUAUCUGGGAGCCUAUUUAAAAAUGCAACCUGCACAGGGUUGUACAACUUCAUACCCAGCCGAAGAAAAAGAGGUUCAUGUUAUUGAACUUGAAUCCCCAAGUUCUAGUACUUACAGGAUUUUCAAAGUGGACAUUGUUGUCGACAUACGACCAAUGCAUGCAGACACCGUGCUCUCCAGAAAUAUUUUGCUGAUCCUCAAAUGUGAGAAAGCAGUCAAUUGGGUAAUUCAGUCCCAUGGUGUCAGUGGAAAGCUCGAAGUAAUUAUCUCUGACAGGGACAGUAUUAAAUUUAGUCGAGAGACAGAAGCAUCCAUGGCUGUGGUGAAGAAAACCUCAUCUAAUCUGACGACCGCCAAGCUUGACCUUAUGCGUUGGGUUCGAGAACGAGGUCACAGCACGAUCACUUCAUAUACAAAGGCCUCGGUUGCCAACCACAUUCAUUUAAGGCUUCAGGAAACUGUUGAAGAAGAGGAGGUUGAGUCCUUCCUGCCACCAGAGCUGACUAUUCUGAGGGAGCCUUUGCAAUCGUCAGAUCAGGCCUUGCCUGGGCAUAGAAAAGCUCUUCGGUUUCCAUUUCACUUUGACCAAGAAGAAUAUGACGGGGUGGACACCGCUCACAAGUUGCCACAGCGAUCACAAGAUAGUACAUUUGAAAGGCUAAUGAGAAGUGGAUUACCUGAACCAGAAAUUCAAACUAUUGAUAAUGUGGCCCUAUCUGUUCAAUGCAAAGAUGAAAAAAUGAUCGCUGUAAUUGAAAAGAGCAGCUUGCAGAUUGACACAUCUACAGUUAUGGAGAUUACUCUACUGGAUCCAAAAUGCAAAGCAAAAGUAAAUGCCACGCAUUAUAUUUUGGAAUCUUCACUCACUGGCUGUGAGACGACUAUGUACCCAUCCAUGGAUGGUUCCACUGUCUAUUUGAAUUCGAUUGUGAUGCAGUUGGAGUAUGCCAUUGAAGAAAGCGGAUGGUAUAGUGAUAAUGAAGAAUCUGGAGACAAUGGCUUUCCUGGAGAUGGUGAUGACCUAGUUGGAAGCAGACCCAGAACUAUUCUGUUUAACUGUACAUACUCAUCAGCGAGCAAGAAAUCAAAAGUGCCUCGACGCCGUAAUUUCCCUUCAAUGAACCAAGUCAACAACGCGACUUUGAACAUGGAGCUGUACAGCACAGAUUUGUUCCGCGCACCCACACAGGGAGUGCACACUGUUUCGGAAAAUGCCCCAUUAUUUGUUGAGGUCUCUAUUACGAAAUCUGACCCAGAUAUCAGUUUUGUCAUCCAAACAUGUUACAUUUCUCCAUCGUCGGACCCUGCUGCCCAUUCAAACUAUGCCAUUAUUGAAAACAUUUGUCCAAGAGAAGACUCGGUGGCCUUCUACAGUUCCCAGAAGCUUGAUUUCCUCAUACCGCACGCAGAGAUGGAGAAAAAGAGAUUCAGCUUUAUCUUUAAGCCAGUCUACAACAUGUCCUUGGUUUUCCUUCAUUGUGAAAUUAUGUUAUGCAGUAAAAAGGAUGGUGAAAGCCAAGGGUUUCCUAAUCUCCCCAAGUGUAUUCCACCUGAUGAAGCUUGUAUAAGUGUGAAUUUUCAAAUAAUAAUGGCUAUGGCAAGGAACAGGCAAUCAUUUACAAAGCCACUGGCCGUCAUUUCUGGAAAAGUUGCUCCAACCAUCGCACAAGUGAAAAUGGACACCCAGAUUAUUGCCGAGAAACCAAGGCCUUAUAUAAUUUAUGGUCUGGAUACUCCCACAGUUGUGGGAAUUGCAUUUGCAGCCUUUGUGAUUGGUGCCCUUCUGACAGGAGCUUUGUGGUACAUUUACUCCCGCACAGGUGAAACAGGUGGAAGGCAGCAGGUCCCCACAUCUCCUCCGGCGUCAGAAAACAGCAGCGCCGCUCAUAGCAUUGGAAGCACACAGAGCACUCCCUGUUCGAGCAGCAGCACGCCCUAACCCUGAGGGAAAUAGCUACAAGGAAAUGAAGUGUAAAGGCAAAUUCAAAGUGGCUAAGUGUUGGUUAGUAUCCCGAGGAUAAAAGGAAGAUCUUCAGUUGCCUCUUGAAAGCUGACAUAUACUUUCAAGACAAAAAAUAUCAUCUUAAGUUGCUGUAUACUUUAGGCAAACUGACUUCUCUCAAGCGCAUAAUGCUAUAUGUGAUGAAACUACUAAUUACCCUGAAUAGGAACUUGCUAACAAUUUAUAUGUUCCUUAUGUGAAAUUUGUACCAGAUAUUUUUCAAUGCUGCUUAAUGUCUAGAAUGCGGCCUUUUAAUUAUUAUAUUGACUUAAUUGUGAACACCAGCAACUUUCUGAACGCCGAAAGAAAACACCAUGUUCUGAUUAACCAAAGAUAACAACUAAACGUUCAGUCUUUCCAAGUCACAUGUACAUCAAAUUUGUAUCAGUUAGACCGGUUGUAAAAUAUCGUAAAAUACCUGUACCAAAAAACAGCUCUAAGCCAUCUUUCUCCACAUAAGCUGUUAUCAAUGUUAUCAUUUUUUUUAAAGAACAUUUACAUCUUAGUUAAGAAAUCAGUGUUUUAAGCUAAGUGAUCUAAAAUUGAAAAUAUAGACCAAAGCAGAGGUUUCUGCUGUUUUUCUCAAAUUAUCUGGACAGGUGGUUUUUGAAGAUUUUAAUUGGUUAGUUGUCCAAGUGUCUUGAAAGCAGCUGAUGUUGCUUUUAGACACACAUGGGGCUAUAAAGCACACUCUGAAUUCCUCUUUUUUUACUUUUUUAUAUUUUUAAAGCAUUUGUUCAUCAGUGAGAUGAUACAAGUCGUCCCACACCAUGAAUGUUAUAUUUUCUGCAACUCGGCAGACUGUGUUCCUCACGGUACUGACUAUUGCAAACUGUACAGUUGAAUGUAUUUUGUCAUGAAUUAAUAAUGUAUUCCUUGUAUAUAAACAUUUAUAGAACUCUCCAGAGCAGAGUACAGAGUAUUUUAGUAACAUAUAGGCUAUAUUUUUUAUUGUAUUCUGGAUUUCCGUGUAAGUGUUCUAAGGGUAGAUUUGGUCGUCGAAUGCUGACAAUGGGGAGCUGGGCUCAAGCAAGUUCAGGUGAAGCAAACUGCACGAGGGUAUGGAUGUUGUAGGUAAUGCCGGCAUUUAGUGACGGUCCCUGGUCGAGGAGGCAGUCCAGACACAACUGCAUUGGGUUGACUGGAUUAAAGAUAUCACACUUCUUUCUUUGAAUGACAUUUGUGUUAUCUAUUAUCUGCCUCGCACUCCCCUUGAAACUAACUUUCCUGGUAUAAUUGCAAGAUUACUGAAUUUACCCUUUGUUGUUAAAAUUAUAAAAAUGAAAUUCAAUUAUACAAAUAUGUAUUAAUUUUGCUAACUGUGAAUUAUUGUAUAUGGAUCUAAUGAGCAAUUGUUGGAUUUUAUAAUAGAUUUCUGCUAUUUUGCUUUUUAUUAAUUUCUUUCAGAAUAUCUGUUUGGGCAAUAGAAGUUCAUUUGUUUAAUCAGAAUCAAUACUAAUUAAAGUAAUUGGAAUCACUUUUACAUUUUAUUAAGAUUCUAAGAUUGAGACGAUUAUUGCCAGCUGAAGAUAUUGUAUAAAAUCUGUACACUUUUCUAAAGCUGGUAAUUCAGUUUGACGUACAUAUGGCUGCAAAAUUAAUAUUUUUUUUAAAGAUAAUUGUACAAUUAAUGAAAUUAAAUGUGCAUUCAGUAACUUGUCCCUGUCAUAAUACAGUGACAACAAACAAAUGAUAAGGUGACCAAUCUAAAUCAUUAAGGCAGUUGUUGGUAUUAAACAGUUAGUUAUUAUUCAUAUUCAAAAUCAAAAAUGCUGGAAAUACUCUGGCAUCUUCUGUAAAAAGAGAAACAGAGCAAAUGUUUCAGAUUGAAGAACAUUGACUUUGUUUCUCUUUCCACAGUUGCUGCCUGACCUGCUGAGUAUUCCCAGCUUUUUCUGUUCGUAUUUCAGAUUCACAGCUUCUGCAGUUAUUUUUAUGAUUUUUCAAAUACUUUUUAUGCCCUUAUUCAGAACAUUUCUGAGAAGUGGUUAUGAAUGGAUCUAAUGAGCAAUUUAGCACUUUAAUUUUCUUCUUUCAACAAACCAGCUGAUCAAAUGUCUCAAUUUACUUUUUUUGUUUGAAAAUGUUGCAUUUAAACCACAUCAGCUGAUCAAAGAAAGGAUGUAAAGCUGUGGUUCCAAACCAUGGGUGCACGACCCUCGGGGUUCUGUGAGGUUGUAAUAAUACCCAGCUUAGUAGUUGGAAAGUUCCCAAAAAAAGAAGUUAAAAUAUACUCUGCAUGCCAACUGCCCUAGCCCUGGGAUUGUGAACUGUGCCUGGAAUAGCCUAACUUCUUAAAGGGUGCCGUAUGAGACAUUUGGUGUGUGUGUGUGUGUCCGUGAAGAAGGAAGGUCAUUUUAGAUUAUGAACAUGGGACUUUAGCUGAAAAGGGUUGGGAACCACUGAUGUAAAGUAUAGAACAACAUCAUCCAUUACUAUUUUGCUAUACAAAAUAGAGUUGCCUCUAGCAGAGCCUACUGACUAUUUUGUAAAAUUACAGGUUUUCGGAAGGCUUGUUGUUAGGUGGUGAUUAAAGUUAGCAUCUUUCAGUGCUGUCAUUGCAAUACUAUUUCGCUUUCUCAUUUUUUGUUUCCAAAGUGAUUGGGGAAAAUACCCUACAGGAAUGUUUCUCUUACGUUUCACAAUAUAAGUUGAAAAGAUUUAGGAGUUUGGCUCACUGCCUGAAAAUAAAUGACUUUAUGCCUUCCACUUUGCUUCAAACUGCAUGUUAAUCUGCUUUUAAGUUGUAUGUGAAAUCUUUUGUGUAUUGCAAUUGAAUACAGAUAGAAAAAUACAUUUGGGCCUAACGUAAUGAUGCAUAAAAAGAGAUCAAUGAAUGUAAUAUCCUACUUCUUUUUGGCCUUUUCUUUUUCACUUUGACUCAAGGAUACUAUUGAUUCUGGUGUUUGGGAGGGGUUUACUAAAACAAUCGGGAGCAAUCAGAUUGCUUUAAACAUUAUAGUAGGUUCACUCUAAUGAUUUAACGUGGACCCUGGCAGCUGUACACCUAGAAAUUUCAGAUGGUAUGUACCUUUUGCAUACUUUGGAAGUUUGUAUAAUAUUACUGUUGGAGAAACAAUUCAUCGAAGAUUGUAAAUUUUCUUUUCUUAACACUUCAUUUUUUUCUUUGCCUUUAAAAUAUAUCUACCUCACUGUUUUACUAAAGGAACAAAGCCUCUCCUGCUGGUUGUACUAUAUGACUUUUGUAAGUAUUAGCAGGUGGUAUCUGUGCCUACUUAAUAGGGCUGUGUUCUGUUCCUAUCUAUUUUGCAUAUGCUGUUAAAAAGGGAUUUAUUGUGAAAGUUUAAAAAAAAAUGUUGAUCUUUUGUCAUACUAUAUAAUUAUGUCAAAUAAAGGUGUAUAUCAAUUAA
Messenger RNA from Amblyraja radiata (thorny skate), 6354 nucleotides. It is a transcript of the gene tgfbr3, whose product is annotated as transforming growth factor, beta receptor III. The record is from RefSeq and is a predicted model, not a curated record. Gene Ontology annotation, biological process: cell migration; transforming growth factor beta receptor signaling pathway; regulation of transforming growth factor beta receptor signaling pathway. NCBI's taxonomy places the organism in Eukaryota, Metazoa, Chordata, Chondrichthyes, Rajiformes, Rajidae. The coding region runs from base 326 to 2920 and encodes 864 amino acids. The transcript is spliced from 17 exons. Gene Ontology annotation, molecular function: type II transforming growth factor beta receptor binding; transforming growth factor beta binding; glycosaminoglycan binding.